Fimicolochytrium jonesii is the source of this 1263-nucleotide messenger RNA. RefSeq lists its product as uncharacterized. Bases 380 to 1252 code for a protein of 290 amino acids. Lineage: Eukaryota; Fungi; Chytridiomycota; Chytridiomycetes; Spizellomycetales; Powellomycetaceae. The record is from RefSeq and is a predicted model, not a curated record. Gene Ontology annotation, cellular component: fungal-type vacuole membrane. Gene Ontology annotation, biological process: basic amino acid transmembrane export from vacuole. The transcript has 6 exons.
CACGCGUCUACCAUCCCCCCAUGAUGAGUUCAUGUUGACCUCAAGUUUCUAAAGUAAUUCACCCCCUGAUCUAAAUAACCCGUAUAUAUCGGUAUCUGCAAUCUAACCUGGUCGUCGCCAGCUGAGCCCUGAUCUACGCGACAAAAAAUAGGCAAAAAAGAAGGCGGAGCAGCAGCAGGUGGCGGAGCAUUGCUGUCUUCACAAAACCAUUGGUUCUCGCAAUGGCUGCUCUCUCGUCCACUUCCUGCCUGCUUCUCGAACCCUGUAUUGGUUGCGACGCUGACCCGCCUUGAAAUCGUUGAACAGAAGCGGUUGUUCGUAACCCCACACACGCGCUAUCGUAAAUUCCCCACCGCCUUACACCCAAAGCGAAAGUACAAUGCCGACCCUGUCAUCCCAAAUAGCAGGCUACACCAGCCUAGCAUGCUGGCUCUGCGUCUUUGCCCCGCAACUGUAUGAGAACUACAGGCGCAAGUCGACGGCAGGCCUGUCGGUGGGGUUUGUUGCGAUGUGGCUGAUUGGGGACGUGUUUAGUGUUGCGGGGGCGAUUAUGAAUCAGCUACUUUGGACUGUGAUAUGCGUAGGCUUCUACUACGCAGCCGUGGAAAUCGCCCUCCUCUACCAAGUCUACCUCUACCACCCCUCCUCCUCCUCCCCACCCAAAUCAACCCCAUCAGCACCUACCUCCCCCAAACUCCCCGCCACAGAACAAACACCCCUCAUCUCCCCGUCUGAUGCGCGGGCAACAGCUCAGAAGAAUGUACAGCUGCUUGCGAUUGCGGGGGUCGUGUGUUUGAAUCUGUUUGGUCGGAGUGCGGCGAUGGGCGGUGUAGGGGGAGGGUACGAUGUUGCGGCGAAUGUGCGGGUGUUUGGAGAUGGGAGUGGGAGUGAAGUGGACGAGCAUACGUUGUUGACGCCCGCGAUGAAGGUGGUGGCGGAUUCGAUGGGUUAUGCUUCUGCUUUACUAUACAUGGGAGCCCGAAUCCCCCAAAUCUUCCUCAACUUCAAGAAUCACAGCUGCGAAGGGCUCAGCAUUCUCAUGUUUGCUCUCAGCGUGUGUGGAAACCUUACUUUUGCUGCCUCGAUCUUCCUGGAAUCAACAGAAACGUGGUGGAUCGUCCUCAACCUCCCGUGGCUGCUGGGAAGUCUGGGGACGAUGUUUUUGGAUUUCGUCGUUCUGUUCCAAUUCCACCAUUACCACGACAAGAACUGGGAGGAGCGGAUACCGGCGUAUGAGGAGUUGACUGUUUAGAUUAUGAUUUG